Messenger RNA from Daphnia pulicaria, 792 nucleotides. RefSeq names its product coiled-coil domain-containing protein 12-like. The coding region runs from base 199 to 663 and encodes 154 amino acids. Gene Ontology annotation, cellular component: post-mRNA release spliceosomal complex; U2-type spliceosomal complex. The transcript has 4 exons. The record is from RefSeq and is a predicted model, not a curated record. Lineage: Eukaryota; Metazoa; Arthropoda; Branchiopoda; Diplostraca; Daphniidae.
AUGUGGUCUGGCAACCUACUGUCUGACAGCCGAAAACUCGGCGUAGUCGGCGCCUUGCAAGUUGAAAUUAUAAACUUCUCGUGUGGGAUUCUUUAUUUGUGUGGUUUAUGAAUUUUAUAGCUUAUUUGAACUUCAAGACUUCAGAAUAAGAUCUUGUGUAUACUGUCUUAGAAAAAACAAUUAUCAGGGACGUUGACGAUGGAAGAUGAAAAGUUGGCGACUGGAGAGGAGGCGGCGAAUUUGGAGAACGAGGCCUUGAAACGCAAGAAACGAAUCGAAGCAUUGAGGCAACUCAAGGAGCAGCAGACGAGGCAAUCGAGCACCGAGGCUCAGCAACAGUCGCUACCCAGACCCGUGUUCCGAAGUUACCGGCCACUCGACGAGGAGCUGAAAAAGUCCAGCGUUCCCCUGGCCGAACCUGAAGAAGUUGACCACAUCAUCACCAAAGAGUUGGACAAAGCCGCAGAUCCACCUGUCCUGGAAGAAAUCGAUCUGGUUAACUUGGCUCCAAGGAAGCCCGACUGGGACCUGAAGCGCGACGUAGCCAAAAAGCUGGCCAAACUGGAGAAGCGUACCCAAAGGGCCAUUGCCGUCCUCAUCCGAGAAAGGCUAAUAGAGACAAAACAGGACGACCUGGCCGCAGCCGUGAAUGCCCUCAACUGACAAGUAGAAGAAGAAAAAUGGCCCCCCCCCCCUUCUCUUAUCUUUCAACCACCACCACCUUAAACUUCAUCAAUGAAAUAUCGUAAUAAAGAAAUACACGCAAGAGUGGCACCACGUCCGACCAAGAAA